UCGGAUUUUGUCUGUUACUGUUAGUACACUCCCUUAUCUCUUGUAAAUGUCGCCUCUUGCAGGCCAGGAUCUCGCAGAACCAAAUAUAUUUCAGAAGCUCUCUGCUCACUCUGUACAACAACAUUCAACAGAGAACAAGGCCUGAAAGGUGAUACAAAAAUGGAGGUGACCAACAAAUACAUAGUGACAAAGCAACACAUUGAAGAUGAGCCAAAAGAGUCCCAUUUUGAGAUCAAAACUGAGGCGUUAGCUCUCACUGUUGAACCAGGAUCCGAUGAUAUCAUCAUCAAGAAUCUGUAUAUCUCAAUUGAUCCUUACAUGAUCAAUCGCAUGAAGGGCUAUAGCAGUUCCCAGAGUGCUAUAAGCUUUGCAACGCCCAUAACUCCAGGCAAGGCUAUUGAUGCUGUUGUUAUUGGAAAAGUUGUGGCAUCUGGGAAUCCCAAGUUUGAGAAAAAUGAUUUUGUUAUGGGAGUCUUCCAUUGGGCAGAGUACAGUUUGGUUAAGGAAGGAAGCAUCAUAAACAAAUUAGAUUCAUCUGAAUUUCCACUCUCAUAUCAUCUAGGAGUUCUGGGGUUUAGUGGAUUAUCAGCCUAUGGGGGAUUUUUUGAAGUGUGUAAACCCCAAAGUGGUGAAAAGGUAUUUGUUUCAGCAGCCUCUGGAUCUAUUGGAAAUUUGGUGGGGCAAUAUGCAAAACUCCUAGGUUGCUAUGUUGUUGGAUGUGCUGGGAGCCAGAAAAAGGUGUCAUUGCUCAAAGAAAAGCUAGGAUUUGAUGAAGCAUUCAAUUACAAGGAAGAAACAGAUCUGAACUCCACUCUUAAAAGGUACUUUCCUGAUGGAAUUGACAUAUAUUUCGACAACGUUGGAGGUGAGAUGCUAGAAGCGGCGAUUGGUAACAUGAAAGCAUUUGGUAGAGUGUCUGUCUGUGGGGUAAUUGCUCAGUACACAGAUGUUGAAAAGAGAGCUUCACCAAACAUGCUUGACAUUGUUUACAAGAGAAUCACUAUCAAAGGAUUUUUAGCUAAUGACUUCAUGAAUGAUUUUGCGAAAUUUUUAGCAAAAACAUCAGAUUACCUUCGUUCUGGAAAGUUACAAGUGAUUGAAGACAUAUCAACAGGUGUGGAAAGCGUUCCUUCUGCUUUUAUUGGACUCUUUAAGGGAGAUAACGUUGGAAAGAAAAUUGUAAGUUUAGCAAAAGAGUGAUCGAGUAAUCAAGUAGUGAUGAACGAGAGAAUAAGUGAGAAAAGCUAAAAUGUUGCUUGUGUCACCUGUAUGAUUGUAGGUGAUGAAUUUUAUCUUUGAGAAUAAGAUUGUUGCUGUAAAAUUUUGCUUUAA
Messenger RNA from Lotus japonicus, 1332 nucleotides. RefSeq names its product 2-alkenal reductase (NADP(+)-dependent)-like. The record is from RefSeq and is a predicted model, not a curated record. The transcript has 5 exons. NCBI's taxonomy places the organism in Eukaryota, Viridiplantae, Streptophyta, Magnoliopsida, Fabales, Fabaceae. The coding region runs from base 160 to 1200 and encodes 346 amino acids. Gene Ontology annotation, molecular function: oxidoreductase activity, acting on the CH-CH group of donors, NAD or NADP as acceptor.